UCCGCUCAACGUGCUUCCUCACCAGUGGGCAACGACGUGCUGACGUAAGACGUAUGAACAACAAACAGUUGUUGGACUCGACUUCAACAAGCUAGCGAAGGGUAGCGCUGGACAAAAACAGGCACAGCUGACAUCUCCCGGAGACAGAUAUUACCAUCAUACCUCAGCGGUGGGCACGUCGCAGCUAUAUUCUUCUUCUUUUUUAAGAAAAUAAUUAAUGCGGAGGCCAGCAUCGUGUAGCCCUGACACGGUUAUGUAGCGCAUAGGGAUAACGGCCGAAAAAUGCCCAUUUGCUCAGAGUGUGACGCUUGUUUUUUUCGCCGCCGUUGCUCCUUGUGGCGUGUGUUGCGAGCGUAGUUGCAGCACGACUGAGAGUGAGAGACAAGACCUGCACUGGUAUUAAAUAUUUCUUCCCUUGGGAGAAUGUACUGUGUUGGGGAGAAACGGAUAGGCUCGCGUAUAGAAGCAGACACACGACCGCUCUGGGGCCUGCACGUCACCGUAGGACAACUUCAGCAAGCUAGCAAACGUUAGCUCGCUUUAAUUCCUGUUGGUUUGUUUGAAUGUCGGAGUUUAACAAUUUUUGGAGGUGCCUAAAGUGACUUAUUUGUUUUAGUGGAUCGUCGUAUUUCGUUUUUUAUACUGCUGGCUAUGUGUUGACGACUAGGGAGCAAUUGAACGGGUCCCAUUUAAAGCAAUACGACCAAGCUAGUAAAAAAAUAAGUGGAGUUUACCUGAUCGGCAUAAGUGAAGUUGUAUAUUUAGGUGUAUGAGAAAUCACUGAAAUACCUUCUAAUUUGCACAUAUUUCACGUAUUUUGAGAAAUUGAUAUUUCUAAGAAAUAGCACUUUAGUUAAUGGAAUGGGAUGCACCAAAGUCACUUGAGACGUGGGGGUUUUGAUUACUUUGAUUAAAAUCGGACAGAAAUUUAAACUAGAAGUAGAAUUUUCUUUGUCAUAAACUUACAAAAAAAUAAAAAAGUUGGUGCUCAUUUGAGUAAAUGGUUGCUAGACAGGGAGCAUAGACAACCAUAUGUCACUUGUUUCCUAGUGACUGUGUUAUCUACUUUCCUACCUUUGUGACAUGGUAGUAGAGGCUUAGUCACUAGAGAUGUAAACAUGAAUAUCCAAGAGCAGUGUCUAGAUCUGUGUAAUGUCAAGACGAAAAGCAAUGUCGACAAUGACUAUAAUCCUACAAACAUCACAGAAGGGGUCACUCUCAUCUCUGAGCUCAUGACGGACAGUGAGGCAGAGAAACAAAACAUUGUUCCCACGGAGGCGUCGGAAACGUACCUGAUGCCACAGCCUACCGACAACCUUCAGGGUGCUGAGGAGGAUAACCAGAAGGCGCAAGACACACUGGAAAUUGAUGAAGUUAAUGGAAAUCGAAAGAACUGUGUCCAAGAUACGCCUGCUGUAGUUAAUGUCACUGGCCUAAUCUUUCCCAAUGACGGACAGUACAAAGAGGACGCUGAAAAGGAGAAGAUGAAGGAUGAUAAGUGUUCCGAUCCUCCAAGUCCUGUUGUGGAAGUAGUGGAUGAUGGUGGGGACAUGGACAUAGGUGUGGAUCUGACUCUGGGUGAGAGUGGGCUUUUGGAGGCUGAAUCCGCAAAUCUUAGUACAAUAUCCGAUGCUAUUUCGGACUCGGAGUCCACUCUUCAGGAUUUCCCAGCUGGUGAAACUGCAGCAAGUCAGUCAGAUGCAAAACAGACAGAAUCUUCUUCCUCUGAUCAAGUUGGUCUGUCAAACGAGGAGGGAGACGAUAAACACAAACCAAGUGGCAAAAGGGUCACGUUUCCCUCAGACGAGGAUAUAGUUUCUGGAGCAGUGGAGCCAAAGGACCCCUGGAGACAUGCUCAAAAUGUGACGGUGGAGGAGAUCCUCUCUAGCUAUAAACAGGCCUGUCAGAAACUCAACUGUAAACCUAUACCCAAAGUGCUCAAACAGAUACAGGAACUCAAAGACCUUACCCUGCGAAAUGAAUGCUUGGAUUUGAAAGGUGAAAAACUGGACUACAAAACAUGCGAGUCCCUGGAGGAAAUUUUGAAGAGAGUCCAGUUUAAAACGGUCGACCUGGAGCAGACCAACCUGGAUGAAGAUGGUGCUUCAGCUCUCUUUGAUAUGAUCGAGUACUACGAAUCAGCCACCCGUCUCAACAUAUCCUUCAACAAGCACAUCGGCACACGAGGAUGGCAAGCUGCUGCUCACAUGAUGAGAAAGACGAGCUCCCUGCAGUACCUGGAUGCCCGUAACACUCCUCUGCUGGACCACUCUGCCCCGUUCGUAGCACGAGCCCUCAGGAUCAGUGGCAGCCUGGCAGUCCUUCACCUGGAGAAUGCUGGUCUGUCUGGCAGGCCACUCAUGCUGCUCGCUACUGCUCUAAAGAUGAACAUGAAUCUGCGAGAGUUGUAUCUGGCAGACAACAAGCUCAACGGCAUUCAGGACUCGGCUCAGCUCGGCAACUUGCUUAAGUUCAACUACAACAUACAGAUUCUGGACUUGCGCAAUAACCAUAUUUUAGACUCUGGUCUCGCCUACUUGUGUGAAGGACUAAAAGAGCAAAGGAAAGGCCUCGUCACUCUGGUGCUAUGGAACAACCAGCUCACACACAAUGGCAUGGGCUACCUUGCUGCAGCAUUGCCGUGUACCCAAAGUUUGGAGGCACUGAACCUCGGCCACAACUCUGUGGGCAAUGAAGGAGUUCACAAACUGAAAGACGGACUGAUUGCCAACCGCUCUGUGCUCAGACUGGGCCUCGCCUCCACCAAGCUCUCCUGUGAAGGAGCCGUGGCUGUGGCUGAAUUCAUCGCAGAGAGCCCGAGGCUGCUGCGUCUGGACCUUCGCGAAAACGAGAUCAAGACUGGCGGCCUGAUGGCUUUGUCAUUCGCCCUGAAAGUCAACACGUCCCUGCUGCGCCUCGAUUUAGACCGAGAGCCUAAGAGGGAAACUGUAAAGAGCUUCAUAGAGACGCAGCGCGCCCUGCUAGCUGAGAUCCAAAAUGGCUGCAAGAGAAACUUCAUCCUUGCCAGGGAGAAGGAGGAGCACGAUCAGAAGAUGAGGCAGUCCACCUCUAUGGCUGAAAUCGCUACGGAGGAUGGAACCAGAGAAGAAGAAGAGGAGGAGGAGCUGCCGACGUCGGAUGAAAGAGAGGAAAGAAGCGAAGAGGCUGAAAUCUCAGGAAACGAGGAACAGGCGAGCAGCCAGGCAGAAGGAAGCGCUGAGAAAAACCUUCCUGCCCCAAAUCUGGACUCUGACUCAGACACCGAAGACGAGGAUGACGGAGAGGUGGUGACGAAGUCUUCUUCUGCUCCAAACUCCUCCACUUCCCCGAGUCAGGCUGCUCCUCAGUCAAAGGCAGGAGCUGCAAAGCCCGCCCCCAGUGCCUCAAGUACGUCCUCACACCCAGCUGUUUCGCCCGCUGCAGGACAGAGUGUCAUUUCUGGCAUCACCGUCACAGAAGCCACAGUUCCUACUGGGACCCCUCCCUCUCCAGGACGCUGCAUAUCUGUCUCUAGUCCAGGCAGAGGUCACAAGAUUUUUAUGGUCACCAGGGUGGAAAGCCCUCCUGAGCCGCAACAGAUGAACGCCCCUGCAGCUCCAAACCUGACCAAAGAGGCGUCAGAGAGAGCUGCAGACCUGAACUCGUGUGCGACGCACCAGACGCCACCGCCUUCAUCUGCUUCUCCCACACCUGAGCAAACACAGGAUGUGAACCAGGGCUCAGCCGCUGCGUCGGAGGGUAGAUUAGAGUCAGACUCUACACUCACCAGCAACUUCAAAUCACACAAAUCAAGUCCAUCCACAGAGGACGGGACUGACAGAACACUAGAUCCAAGUCUCCAAACGCAAGCUCUGCCUUCAGAGUCUGCAUCAGAGCAGUCUGAAACUCUUCAGCUGACAGAGGGAGGAGCAGGUACACCUGUGACUCCCCAACCUGAUGACACUAAAGAGGAGGAGAGUCCCACACAAGAUCCUAGCAACGGGACGCCCCAAUCAGAGGAACUCGACCAACCUCAGGAUCUGCAGCAGCAGCUUUUAACAUCAGCUCUUCAGAACGAUCAAGCAUCAGAGGAGACCUCUCCAUCAAACCAAACAGAGCAGGAAGCACCAGCACACUCAGCCACACAGAACCAGGAGUCCAGCCAAGAGGAGUCACGGCCAAAGCAGCCUGCAGAGGCAGGCCAGCAGGAAGGAGAGUCUGUUCAGUCGAGUCCCACCGAGCAGAGAGAGGCGACUGUCCCUCAUGAAGAAGCGCAGGACCCCCACCUCACCUCCACUCCAUCUGAAGCUGAAGGGAGUCCGGUUUCAGCGGUCGAGCCAGGGGAGUGCGGUAACGAGGUCUCUGCAGAUGAGGGCUUUGCCGAAACUCUCGAGGAAAACGUGGUGAGCUCAGCUUUACCGAAUGGAUUGAAACCAGAGUUCUCCAUCCACCUUCUAAGCAAUGAAAGUCCAAAGCCUGGGAACUGCGUGAUGGAGCAUGUGAGCGGCGACAGUGGACAGGAACUGGAGGAGCUGCUCCGAGAGGCCAGCUUGGAGUCUGGAAGAGACGCACCAUGAACUGUCCAUGUGAAAACGGCUCUCAGAUGGAUCCUCAGCUACGUGACCACAGUGUUUUUGUCAUCUGUGACCGGACCACCAACAUCUUUUUCCUUAAACAACCGAAGACCAAGUGUUACAGCAGUCAGCAGUUGUGUUCAUGAAGGUGAACGGACACGAUCAAACCUCAAGAGCUCACCUUUCGUCCCAAUAAGGAGUCUUUACAGCCACACUACAUCCUCUGCGUGAAAGGGCGGAGAGAAGCAGCCUCCUCCGUAUCACUACAUCGUUCCAGCCUAAGAUCUCUGCAGGUCAACAGAGGAGCGAAGAGACGAGGGAGGCAGGAUGAAACACUAACCAAAGACAGAACACACAAUCUCAGCGCCCCCACCCGCUCUCCUUUAGAUCCUCAGCAGCUGAUUAGCUAGCAAUCAAAAAACGUUCCUAACUCCGAUCUAUAAAGGUGAGGACUACAAACAUCUGUGCUCCUGUCGACCAAACCUGCAGACUCGCAGAAGCAGAGUGUGUCGCCUUGAGAGGCUUUUCUAUCAAUAAAGCUGAGGUUGUUGAUGUGUCUGUUUUUAAUGUAAACCCUGUGUGUCUCCCCCCCCUCUCCUGGACUCUUUCUCUCCGCCCUGGAAAUAAAACUCUUAAGAGACCUUUGCCAAAGUGACCUCCUUCCUGUUUGAGUUCUCCUGCUCCGUUUCCUUCUGGCCCCUCAGGAAUCAGUGUACCCCCACUUUCUCACUUCUGACAAAAAAAGUCAAAUUCCAAAAUACAGAUUUGAGUUGAUCCUUUGCUGCUACAAAGAAAUAGAAUUCUGACCCGAACCAAUGUGUUUUGUUUAUUUUUAUUUUUUUGUCCCCAAACUGAAGCUGUUUUUGGUAUUGAACCGUAAAGGAAGAAACCAUCAGGGCUUGCUAAGCUUUCACCUGCUCUCCUCAUACUUCCUCUGCAGCGUUCAGUUUUCUGCUUGUUGCCUUCAGUCUAGCAGCCUCCUGCAUCCUCUCUUAGCUGCUUUGAGAAAAUCUAUUUUUUGUAAACCUGCACAACCUUUUUUUGAUUUUUCUUUGCUCCUCUUCUUUUGUGUCGGAGCUGCUUUUAAAGCUGCCCUCCUCUUUUGAUGUAUGUAUGUUUCAUUUUCAAAUUAGAGGAAAAAUUACCUUUUUGUGGGGGGAAAUUUAUGGGGAGAGUAAUGGAAUUUUACUGACUGGGGUGCAGUCAUAAAAGCAAAUACUAAGAUGUUGUUUUGAAACUGCCAGAGGAGUUUGUGGCCACAAGGGGGCGCAUUGGGGUUGUUUCCCUCCUUCUUGAAGAAGUCUAAAUAAUAACUGCAUUUUUUUUUCAAAGUUAGGCAAAAGAAUGUUACAUUAAAUUACUGCAAGUCUGCAAAGGGGAAAAAUCUCUCUCUCGCCACAAAAAUAUCUAGCAUUUUCUCUGAAAUAAAGCAUUUUUUCAUCCCCAUCUGCUCUUUACCCCCCCCCCUCCCCUCCCAACAAAUAGUUUGCCCAGCUCUUUGUAAUGCUUUAAUUUUUAGAAAUUUUUAUUAAUGAUUUGUUAACUUUAUUGAAAUGUGCUGGUAAUCACAGAUAUGUAUGGCGGAAAUUGUUGCUCUCCAAUAAAUGCAUGUAAUAACUGAAA
Messenger RNA from Oryzias melastigma (Indian medaka), 6176 nucleotides. It is a transcript of the gene ppp1r37, whose product is annotated as protein phosphatase 1, regulatory subunit 37. Bases 1119 to 4556 code for a protein of 1145 amino acids. The transcript has 13 exons. The record is from RefSeq and is a predicted model, not a curated record. Lineage: Eukaryota; Metazoa; Chordata; Actinopteri; Beloniformes; Adrianichthyidae. Gene Ontology annotation, molecular function: protein binding.